This is a messenger RNA of Vombatus ursinus (common wombat), 4577 nucleotides long. RefSeq names its product DnaJ heat shock protein family (Hsp40) member C27 (gene DNAJC27). Lineage: Eukaryota; Metazoa; Chordata; Mammalia; Diprotodontia; Vombatidae. Gene Ontology annotation, molecular function: GTPase activity; GTP binding. The record is from RefSeq and is a predicted model, not a curated record. The transcript is spliced from 7 exons. The coding region runs from base 151 to 972 and encodes 273 amino acids.
AUGGCGGGUCGUGUCACUGAGGCGACGACAGUGACGGCGACGGCAUCUGCGGCAGCUCCCCGAUUUGGCGGCGGAGGCCCGAGAGACGGGUGAGCUUAGCGAAAGAGAAACGACUACGUCCCGUUCGUUGGCCCCGCGGCCGGGAGGGCAAUGGAGGCCGGUAUGCCAAAGCGGAAGGAGCCGGGCAAGUCCCUGCGCAUCAAAGUCAUCUCCAUGGGCAACGCAGAAGUGGGGAAAAGCUGUAUUAUAAAACGUUAUUGUGAGAAGAGAUUUGUGCCCAAAUACCUAGCAACAAUAGGAAUUGACUAUGGAGUUACAAAAGUAUACAUCAAAGACAGAGAAAUCAAAGUUAACAUCUUUGAUAUGGCUGGACAUCCAUUCUUCUAUGAGGUUCGAAAUGAGUUUUACAAGGACACACAGGGUGUCAUCCUAGUUUAUGAUGUUAGCCAAAAGGACUCUUUUGAGGCUCUUGAUAGCUGGCUGGCAGAAAUGAAGCAAGAGCUUGGACCUCAUGGAAACAUGGACAAUAUUAUAUUUACAGUCUGCGCCAAUAAGAUUGACUGUACCAAGCAUCGCUGUGUAGAUGAAAGUGAAGGACGCCUUUGGGCUGAAAGCAGAGGGUUCCUUUAUUUUGAGACUUCAGCACAAACAGGAGAAGGAAUCAACGAGAUGUUCCAGAUGUUUUAUUCUGCCAUAGUUGAUUUUUGUGAAAAUGGUGGGAAACGUCCUGGAACAAACGUCAGCAUAAGUUUCACCAAAGAGCAAGCUGAUAACAUUCGCAGGAUUCGAAAUAGCAAAGAUAGCUGGGACAUGUUGGGAGUCAAACCUGGAGCCACAAGGGAUGAGGUGAAUAAAGCUUACCGGAAACUUGCAGUGCUUCUCCACCCUGACAAGUGUGUGGCUCCAGGCAGUGAAGAUGCCUUCAAGGCAGUUGUGAAUGCCCGGACAGCCCUCCUGAAAAACAUCAAAUAACCUAGAAUGCAGCAGGAAACAGACAAGUAUUUGUCAUCGUUAGAGAAUUCCAUUCCCUGAAGAGAAAAACAAUUGAGACCUCACCAAGGCUUUUUGCUCUGUCUUUUUGUGUAUACACAAUUUCAGAUUCUCAUCACUAUUUUUUUUUUUAUUUUUUGAAGGAAAAAUGUGCUGUUGUUUUCAGGUGUGAAGAGCUGUGAUUCAUAUCACUCAUUUUUAUUUGCCCAUUUUUAAACAGUCUGAUAACUCUCUUCUCUUUAUUUAUAAGCAUGGUAGUAGUGUCAUGUCAUAGACAUUUCACUCAGGUGAGGCUUCCAGGGGGUGAGAGUCACCUCUCAAUUAUAUUUUACUUUGGUUCAUCACCUAAGUAAUAAAUCACGAAUGAAAGCAGGGAAUAGAACAUUCUCUCAUGAUAUGACAUCAUAAAAGAAUUUCUUUGUUUUUACUCUUAAAGUAAAAGAAUGUUUAGGAAUUCUGAGUGGUAUUUCAACUGCCAUUUUAGAAUUAAUGAAUUCCAUCUGUCUCUUUGGUUUCACUGAAAUGGGCUGAUUUGCUUCUGAAAUAAGGCAGCUCUAUCCUUAUGAGCCCGCAUCCCUUCAAUAUGUCCAGCCACUCAAUAGGGGAAGAAAUCCUAUCCUUCCAGGACGGGUUGACUUCUCGGAAUGCCAACAGCUGCCUGUUCCAGCAUAGUUACUGACGUCAUCUCUUGGUCAGUGUUAGUUAAUACCAGUGGAAAGUAUCAUGGGGUUGGUUGUUCAGGGAUCAAACCAGAGGCCAGAGAUAAUGGAAAAGCAGGCACACAUCUAAAUCCUUGUAGCAGCAACAUCUCUAAACAGGAGAGACCGGCCUUGCCCAGGGCAUGUCCUCUGACCCUUUGGGGAAAACACCCAACUAAGCCUGAAAGGUUUUCCUCCAUAAAUGGGUGGAAAAGGGAAAGGGCAAGCAAGCAUCCUUAAAUUCUUCUCCCUCUACCCCUCCUCUCCUCUUCCCAUGACAGCUCUCCUUUUCUCUUCAGCUACCACCAUCAUUCUCUCUUCUCUGUUUAUUUCUGUUUAUUUCUAGUUGCUAUAUUCUCCAUCCUCUAGUUUAGGCAUGCUAUCCAAACCAAUUUAACCAGUCUGAAUGGUUAGAUUGGUUAGGUAAUGGUUAGGUUGAUAUAGAAUGUUGAGAUGAUAAUGGAAAAGAGAUUCUUGUGUCUGGUUAGGAGAGAAGAGGGAAGUGCUUUUUGACAUUUUUUUCUUGGACUUAAGUUUUUAUAUAGCAAUAUUUAUUCAAAAACAGUAAAUAAACAUUAAUUUUGCCUAGAGGAGUACCAUUUUGUUCGCCACCAUAGCAUCCCCCUCAUCAUACAAAGUACUGCUACAAAGUAAUAAAGAUUUUCACAUAGAAUUUUAUGUAAUCUGAUUACUUUAUGAGUAUGCCUCAUAUUCUUUGGCUGUUAAAAAAAAUGGUUUAACUGGGCCUUUGCAGUUUAUAGACACAUGUAUUAUACAGAAAGCUUAAAUAGUUGGUCCUUUAGACUUGCCAAGAAGAAAUUACUUUACAAACUAAGGGGAAAGACAGACCAAGUUGUCAGAGCCUAGCAGCAUCAUCUGUCUUAAAGCUACCAUAUUUUCAUGCUGCUACAGUCAGGCUGCAUUUUGCUCUGUUUUUAGUUAACCCAAAGCAUCACUCCCAACCUCUAAUGUCAUUAUCUCAGUGAUGCUUUAAAGAUUAUUUUUACUUUUUUCCUCCCACAAUUAUGGGUCUGAUAUGAUUGGAUAUGUUUUCAGGUAGCUAGGGUUAGAUUUUAUUACAGACUCCUCAGUCCCAGUUUGAGAGUCUCAGCACUUUUAAAAUAACUUGCUUGUGUGAGGUUUUCCUUUAGCCCUGUAGCUAGCCUCACCUCACUGAGCUACAGAUAUUUGUCACUGACAUAGUAUAACUAUGUAACAGGCCCUUAGCCAAAUUAGAGUACUUGUGGGCCUGGCAUGCGCUUUAUAUGUCUUUAUCAUAUUUAAAUAAAUGUAGUGUUGGAAUUUGUAAAAAGAACUAAAAUCAGAUGAAUAAGGGAGUCUUCUAGUACUGUCAUUCGCCAGUUGCCAUGUAUAUAGAGCAUACUGAAUUCUUUGAUGCAAUAUAAAUAGCAAAAUUACCAACCAUUUCUGAUAUAAUAAUAGAUGGGUCACUUUACCCCAGCUUCAAUGCAUGAGUGAUUAAAUAUGGCAGGUAGAACUCCAGUGAGCAUUUCAGCUGUUACCUUUCCAAUGCAAAUGUGGCUCAUUGAAAUUUAAAACUCAAUCUUGAGCCAUAGGUCUUGUAAGUCUUUGUUUUCCACAAUUAGCAACUUCAGAAAUGUAGCUGCUACAUACUGAAAUUCUGUGCCCUUUUAUGUUUUGGAGUUUUUUGUUUCAUUAAGCUCAGGAUCUUGGCAGUUACUACUGUGAUCCUUCAGCAGGAUUUGAAGGAACAACAGAGCAUGUUUUACUAUGAAAUAAUAGUUUGGCAAGUACUGGCUAUUAAACUAUUUUUCUAUUAGGAAAACCUGCAGACCUCCAAGUAUAAAUCUAACAACCUCCUGUUGAAAAUAUGUAUACACUAGUUCAACCUGGUAAGAGUUCUGAGCCAGUUGAGUUUCUUUCAGAGGACUUGAUGUCUUUCAUAGAGGAUAAGGAUAAAAGUAAUAAUUUAAUGCAGUUAUUAUUGGAAAACAAAUCAUCCCUUCUUAGGUCAUAAGGAUAUAAUAUUUUAGCAGUUGUUUACAAAGCUCAAGAGAGAUGUUGCAUUAAUCUAACAACAUACCUAAAUACCUUAACAUUUAUAUUCUUUUUGACUUGAUAUUCUGACUGUAAUUCAACUAUCAGUAUUUCUCCAUUUCAGUAUCAUUGUCAACAUUGUCAAACAGAGUAUAUCAUAUAUUGAACUCUCAGCCAGACAGGAUCUAGCAAGAAGCCUUUCAUUACCAGUUUUCUGAAAAGGAAAAUAUAGGAAUUUGAAAGCAUAGCUCAUACUUCAUAGAAGUUUAAUGUUUUGUUUUGAAACCAAUUUAGAGAUGCUUACUUUAGAGGGAAAGAGGUCAUGUUUCUGAUGUUUCAUGAAUCAAAUUUUUCCAGCAAACCAAACUGCAAUUUCAAGCCAUGCAAAUAAAGGCCAUAUUGAUAAAAAUUAUUUCUUUUGGACAAUGGACAUGUUCCAAUAAGUCAUAGCAUUUUCUGUGAUGACUAUCCUUCUGGUAUUGUUCCCUCUUGAAAUGUGAAUGUCAUGCAUAACCUUUAGGUUGAGUUUACCUAUUUUUCUUUUUGUUGAAAUGAAAUACCUAAAAAUAUUUAAUCUAGCAGGUGUUUAUGUCUUGAAUGGAGAUUGUUAUUUGCCUUUAAGUUAUGUAUUUUUAUAAAGUAAAGCCAAACUUCAACACACUAAUUUUGUCUGUAUUCUACAUAUGUGCGUGACGUAGUGGCAUCUAAUAAAUACACAGUGGGCUAAGUCAUCGACUACAACACUUAACCAGUUACAGUUGUACAUCCUUGGACAAAAAACGUUUCAGUUUUUGCAUCUGUAAAGUAGGGAGAAUAAUAAUCACAAGUGCUUUGCACCUAUUAGUCACCUAAUAAAUACUUGUUCAACAA